AGGUGCUUUUCUGGGAAGUUGAGGGAGAAGCCUGGGAGGUGAAAGGCCCAGGGACUCGGGAGAGGAGGAGGGGCCUCAAGGCCCAUCUCUCUGCCUGUUCCACCGCGGGGAGCCCCUCUCCCUGGUAACCUGGAGGCUGGCAGACACUGAAUAGCGACCCUGGCCCGCAGACUGUACCAUUCACACAUCCAGUGGGGGAAGGUGAGAGCCACAGGGCCGCGGAGGCGUUGAAACCUUCCCCCUGGGUCCCUCUGGCACCUCCGCCCCUCCGGAGGCCUCCAAGGAGACAGGCUGGAGUGAGGCCCUGGGAAGGCUCAGGCACACAGCUCCCCGCUCCUUCUCCCAACCCAGUUGCCAUCCCUACCCUCUGCAGUGUCCCCUCCCCCAAGGCAGAGCCCAAACUUCCAGACAAAGCCAGGUCUGGCAGGAGAGGGAAGGGACACGACCCACUCUGCCCAGCCUGGGUGACUGAGGGACACUGGGCACCACAGAGUCCAGGGCAGGUUGGGGUCACAGGGGGUACCGGGGCUCCUUGGGUCUCCUUUGGACAGCAAGAAGACCCUUCACCCGGCCCAGGACUGCGGAGGGCUGGCUCUGAGGAGCCAUGAGCACAGGGGGCCCCAGCCCCCUCAUGACUCCUGUCACUCCGGGGAGCCCUGUGGAGGCAGCGGACACCCUCCCCGUGCUCAUUGCCUUGGCCUGCAUCUUCCUUCUGCUGGCCUCCUGUCUGCUGUUCAUGACCCUUUGCAAGCCGGCAGCGCUGGAUCCAAGCCGCCAGGCCCGAGAGUGCAUGCCCCACCACCCGGGGAGCCCCAGUGAGCCCCAGCUCCGGCUCUGGAAGCGCCUGGGCUCCUUGCGCCGCUCCCUGCACAGCUUCCGUCGUGGCCGGCCUGUACCUCGAUGCUCCCUGCCGGACCACAACGACAACCCUGAUUGGGACUGCACAGAAUCUACCAAGAUGUGACAGGGCAUCCCCACUACCCUGGAGCUACCCUCGGACCCUCCUCCCUUGGACAUAGCCUCGCACCACAGGCUGCAGGAAGACAGUGGCCCAGGCAUCCUGUGUGCCCAGGUUCAUGGCCUUUCCCAGAGAAGGCCCUGCAAGAAUACCUUGCUCUCUGCAGACCCCCUAGCUGCUGCCUGCUGACAGACUGCUGGACCAAUUGUGGAGAACCUGUAGCCAUCUGGACCCCUGGUCCGAGGCUCUGGAGAGUACACCUGGGGUUUCCAGGGUUCCUUUCUGGCAAAUGGGCACCAACUACCUCCAGGGAGAAGGGCCCCCCACAAACCCCACUUCCCAACAGUAGCUACGCCCACCCUCCAGGGCCAAAUCCAGCUGGGAUUUCAGUGCGAGUUGCAGAAUGGCCAAAGGUUCCCUCCAGCCAAGUGGAAAUGCAGCCCACACUGGGGACAAGGUACUGUCCUGCUCUCUGGGCCAGCUCAGGGCCCGAAGCCAAAGGGAACCCAGGGACUCCUCUCGGAUUUCCCAUCAGCAUUUGCCUGGUAAUCCCUGGAGCAGCCGGCACCCUCAUGGUGGAUCAGUUGCCUGCGUGCCUGCUGAGAGGAGGGGCAAGUGAGGCUAUCCAUACUGACUACCCAAUAGCCACCCUGGCUGUCCCUCUUCAGUGCGGCACAUCGGGACGGAUCAGGAAGAGGGGAGAAUGGGUCAGGGAGCUCCCUGCAGAGGCCAGGCUAGGUGCUGUGCCAGAGUGGCAGGGUGCUCUGCCAGCCCCUGGAGGUGAUGCAACCUGAGGACAUGUAGGGGCUCCAUGCCUCACGCACGGAAGGUGGUAGCCUCCCCAAGGGUGGGGUGGUCUGGAUUUCUCCAGGACAGCUGUGGGACUUCAAACCUGGACCACACUAGGUGUCCCAUCUUUUAGGUGGUUGCUUCAUUGACGGGCUUCCUAUCAAAGUAAUCCCAUCGAGGGUAUGGGCUUCUUAGAAUCCCUAACUCUUAACCUCUCCUCACAAAGCCGGGGCUCUAUGCUGUGGUUGGGUUCUACGUUUGGAGAAGAGGCAGAAGUGGUCUGGCUGCUGGCCAGGGUCAUCUGGGCUCGGCCAGGGGGCUGCCCACCUCACCCCGCCAUGACUCAUGGUGCAGCUAGCCAGGUCUUCUCAAAGAGUGAGUUCUAGUUUGCCCAGCUCCAAAGCUGUCUCUGGCUCCCUAAUGCUGGCUGGGUAAAGCCAGAGCUCCUCAGUCUGGUGUUCAGAGGCUUCUGGGAACCGGCUCUGAACUCUCUCUCUCUCACCUUGUCUUGACCCAAGACGCCAGGCAAAUGGAAUAACCUAUCCUCUCCUGGCUGCACCUUAUGCUCCACAGGGCACCCCCUCGGUGAAGCCCUCUUUGCUCUGCAGCUGAAAGCCACCUCCUGUCUGGAGCUGCCCUACUCUUUGCACCUCUGGGGGGAGGACAGGGAUCACGUCCCCUUGGCGGUACGGGUCAGCCUUGUCCAUCCAUUUCUCCCUCCUACGAGCCUGGGACACUGUGUCCAGCCCCUCGCUCUGCCCCACCAGCUGGGGCUCGGACCCAGGAGGCUCCGUUCACUGAGCGAAGGGAGGCCUGGCCUGGGUACGUCCCCACACCCCCAAAGCCUACAGAGUCCUCUUCUUCCCUCAGAUGCCCCUAGAGAGAAGCUUUCUCUCCAAGCAGCUCUGUCGGAGAGCCGCCCCCCACCCCCCACGUACCCUCCUUCCAAGUCAGUAAUAUCAGUGCAUCGAAGGGUGAUGCUCAGACAGAAACUUACUUUCCGGAGAAUCACUAGCGCCUGCGUUUCUCCCUGAGAGACGGGCGACUCAGGGCUGCCCCAUAUUACCGACGGGGUCUAGGAUUUCAGUGUGAGUCACAUCGUGUAACAGAAACCACUGCUUUGGAGAGUGGGGCAGGCCUUCUCCUCACAGGCUGUUACCCUUUCAGCCUGUUUACCUUUUCACGGUCCCCCUUCCCACACCCCCUGAGACAUCCCAGGAGGAAUUCCUCUGGCAGACAGUCACCCAUGUCAGCCCCCGGCCGGGUGCCCUGCUUGGCCCUAGCUGUUCUCUUCCUGGAGAAGAGGUCGGGGGGCGGGGGGGGGGGGGGAGUUAGGUGGCCCUGAGGCCUGAAGGAGAAGGAAAGGCUGGGGAUGGGGAUGGGGGCUCUCAAAGGACCAGCCAUACCCCCAGGCAUGUUCCCAGGCUGGUCCCAGAAGACCCAUCUGUGAGCCAGGGUGGCAGGUAUUAGGCUGGGGGGAGGGGCUCUCCAAGCCCCCAGGGGUGGACACCCACAGGGAGAGGACCUCCUCCUCCCUCCUGCUGGAACCAGCCCCAGGCCCUUGCAAACCCCGUGGUUUUCUGGACUCUCGGUGCCUCUGGGAAUCAGCACCCUGCUCCCGUCCCACUCCCAGCCUCCCAAGCCCAGAGCCCGGCCCAGAGGACAGGCCCAGAUUUGCCGAGUUUGGCUCAGCCUCCCAGUCGGAAACCCUCGCAGCUGAUGAAGAGGGUAAUUCAUUCCUGGCCUCCCCCCCACCCAGCAACGAAGGCCCCCAGGCGUGGGGGGGAGGGUCAGGCCCCAUUCUCAGGUCCCCACCGCCCUCCCACUGAGUCUGCUCCCUUUCUUCUGCUGCCUGUUUACUUCCCCAGAGGGGAGUUUCGGCCAAGGGCCCUGUGAAAGCGGCUCUGUUUUGGGCCUCACUGGGCCCUGGCUCUCUCUACUCCCUUCUGGGAAAGUGUGACAUUGCCAUCUCCUCCUCUGGCUCAUCUGGGGAGGGGACGAGGAGGGGGCUGCAGGGAGGAAGGGAGAAGAGGGCGGCCAAGGCUUCUUUCUGUUUUGUUUUAUUUUUGGGGAGGAGCCAGAGCCGUGUCCUUGACUAUAUAACCUGGGGUCCUACUCUCCCCAGAAGGGAGGUAGGGGCCUGGGGGCCUUUCCCCCAUAGCACUGGCCACUCCCAGAGUAGCAGCUGGACCCUCUCUGGCUUCCAGGCCCUGCCCCCCCCCCCCCCGGGCCAUGGUGCCCUGGGGCCCCUGUGCUCAGGGCUGAGUGUGGCCCUGCCUGCCCCAGCCCCCCCAAGGGGCCACGGCCCCCUACCUGCACGAUGCUGUGGCCCUCAGGGAUGUCCUCAGGCACACUGGCCUCGUAGCUGCUCUGCAGAAAGAUGGGCCGGUUGUCAUUCACGUCCAGGACAGUGACAAACACGGUGGCAGUGCCAGUGCGCCGCUUGCCUACCGGGCCGUUGUCUGUGGGGGGUGAAGGGGGGCUGUCAGCAGCUGCCUGAAGGGCAGCGUUCCUGGGCACCUGCCCCGCUCACCCCAGCCACAGCCUUUACAGGGUGGCUCUUCCCCUUUUCAGAUUAGGAAUGACACUAACAAUAUCCGAUACUAUUCUAGCUCACUUAGUUGCCCAGCAGCCUGUGAGGUAGGCGCUACUAUUAUUAUUAUUAUCAUCCCCAUUUUACAGAGGAGGGAACUGAGGCAUGAAGUGGGUUGGAUGGUAGCCCCCCAAAGAUAUACGCAUGUCAAAUCCCUGGGAA
Messenger RNA from Phyllostomus discolor (pale spear-nosed bat), 4502 nucleotides. RefSeq names its product chromosome 5 C10orf105 homolog (gene C5H10orf105). The transcript has 2 exons. The coding region runs from base 605 to 964 and encodes 119 amino acids. NCBI's taxonomy places the organism in Eukaryota, Metazoa, Chordata, Mammalia, Chiroptera, Phyllostomidae. The record is from RefSeq and is a predicted model, not a curated record.